UCCCAGCCGGGCUCAGGCCGGGAGCGGAGAGCGCCGAGAGGGGAGCGGCGCGGCCUGAGGGACCGCGAGGGCAGCUCCGGGAGCCGGCGCGGGCGCGGGCGGAGGCGGCUUCGGGGCUCGCCCGAGCGGGAGAGCGAGGCAGCGCGCGCGGCGGCCGCCGCGGGAGCCCGUCGCCGGCAGCCCGAGCGGGCGGAAGACAACGGAGGCGCCGCGGGGACCGAGCGAGCAGCCCGAGGCGGCGGCGGCGGCGGCGGCGGGGGACGGCCACGGCGACGACGCGGAGGCCGAGAAGGAGCCGCCCGGCCCAGCCCGGUGAAGCCGGCCAAGCACAGAACAGCGUCAGCCGCCGCCGCCAUGCCGUUCCCCUUUGGGAAGUCUCACAAGUCGCCCGCAGACAUUGUGAAGAACCUUAAGGAGAGCAUGGCUGUGCUGGAAAAGCAAGACAUCUCCGACAAAAAGGCAGAAAAGGCUACAGAAGAAGUCUCCAAAAAUUUGGUUGCCAUGAAAGAAAUUCUGUACGGCACGAAUGAGAAAGAGCCGCAGACGGAAGCGGUGGCGCAGCUGGCACAAGAGCUCUACAACAGCGGACUCCUCGGCACGCUCGUGGCCGACUUACAGCUCAUUGACUUUGAGGGCAAAAAAGACGUGGCUCAAAUUUUCAACAAUAUUCUCAGAAGACAAAUUGGUACAAGAACUCCUACUGUUGAAUACAUCUGCACCCAACAGAAUAUUUUGUUCAUGUUAUUGAAAGGGUAUGAAUCUCCAGAAAUAGCUCUAAAUUGUGGAAUAAUGUUAAGAGAAUGCAUCAGACAUGAACCACUUGCAAAAAUCAUUUUGUGGUCAGAACAGUUUUAUGAUUUCUUCAGAUAUGUUGAAAUGUCAACUUUUGACAUAGCAUCAGAUGCAUUUGCAACAUUCAAGGAUUUACUUACAAGACAUAAAUUGCUCAGUGCAGAAUUUUUGGAACAGCAUUAUGAUAGAUUCUUCAGUGAAUAUGAGAAGUUACUUCAUUCUGAAAAUUACGUGACAAAAAGACAGUCACUGAAGCUUCUCGGGGAGCUGCUGCUCGACAGACACAACUUCACGAUCAUGACCAAGUACAUCAGCAAGCCCGAGAACCUCAAGCUCAUGAUGAACCUGCUCCGGGACAAGAGUCGGAACAUCCAGUUUGAGGCCUUCCACGUCUUCAAGGUGUUCGUGGCCAACCCCAACAAGACGCAGCCCAUCCUCGACAUCCUCCUGAAGAACCAGACCAAGCUCAUCGAGUUCCUCAGCAAGUUCCAGAACGACAGGACCGAGGACGAACAGUUUAACGAUGAGAAGACCUAUUUAGUGAAACAGAUCAGGGAUUUGAAGAGACCCGCUCAGCAAGAAGCCUGAUAGCCAGCCAACCUCGAAACUCUUCAUCCCCGCCCAGCACCUGCUGUUAGCUGUCAGCGUCAGCCUCCCCGACAUGAGGAGCAUUCCUGCUAACCUGCUGUCGUGAACGGUUUUCAUUUGACCUACUUUGUUCCGUGGGUCGUUAUUUUCCCCUUGUUUUUUUCUUUUUUUUUUUUCUUUUUUGUUUGUUUUUUGGUUUUUUGGUUUUGGUUUUUCUUUUUUUCUUUUUCUUUUUCUUUUUUUGUUUGUUUUGGUUUUGGGGGGUUUUUAAUCCAAGGUGGAGAACGUAGCUGCUGCUUUCUUACCCACUAGAGCACCCGUGGCCAGGCUUGAUCUUCAUGUCAUUUCAGAAUGCAGAGACUUGGUGACUCUAGUUGUGACCGUGGCUGGGUUCCUGAGGGCGAGUGGAGAGGGGCGUGGUGUAGGGAAGGGGCGUACGACAGGCCGUGAGCCUUGCCGCGUGCAUUUGCCUCAGUGACAGGCCUGGGCUCGGGGCUGGCUGAGGCCUCGCAGAGAGCCUGCGGUGGAGAGAGGUGGCCUGCGAGAGGUGAUCCUUACUCUUAGCGAUUUCUCAGAAGUGUGACACUGCGAAAGGUCAUAAGGAAACUGUAUAUAUGCUUUUCACAGCUUUCUAGAAUUUCCCGACAUUUGAUUUUCUUGAGACGUAUAAACCUGGAUGUGUUGAAGGGUAUUUGUUAAUUUUACUUUUUUAAGGUAUUUUAAAAUAGUAGAGCUAGCAAUGACACUUUGCAUUUCAUUUCAACGAUGCUUACAGGUUUCUUUUGUAUAUAAUUCUUAGAAUGCUCAAUUCUUUUAAAUGAUUUAAUUUGUACAGCAGAGGAAUGUUAUUGUAUUAGUAUGUAACUAUUACUUAAUAGUGAGUUUUUGCAAAAAAAAAAAAUGAAUGCUCAUAUGUAAUUGAAAUCCUUCAGAUCACACGAAAAUGCUGAUUUCACAUUUCAGUACCACGGCAUUAAAAGGAAACAAAGUAAACCACUCCUUCGUGCCCAGUUAUGUAGCGGGGUGCUGUCCAGGGGCUGUGACACGGACCCAGAGCUCAGGACAGCUCAGGACUCUGCACUUCCUCCUGCCAUCUAGAUAAGCCACCGCGUGGCCAGACCACGAGUGAUGACGCCCAGCGAAUGCUCAGUGAAUGCUGGUUCUGUGUGUGCGUGGGAACCUCUGAAGACCACCUUUUAUUUCUUAGAGUAAAUAAUCCAGUACAGUAGUUGUGAAAACGAAUCAUUAAAACUUUGGCUUCUCUUAAGAAGAAUCCCUAGUCCUAGGCAUCCUGCGAGGAAUGUUUUUAAUGUCCUGUUCCUUAAUGCUGCAAAGUAUCAGUAUUUAUAAAGUGACUGAUUUUGCACCACUUUUUUUGUUACUGUGACCAUGGGCAGAACGACUUCUAGAAUCCUAAUCUGCAUCACAUUCUUAGGACGGUGUCUGCCGUCCUAGCGGGGCGGAGACCACAGCUAACAACUUACAAAUCAGUCUGCCCGUUCAAGUUCAGCAUGGCCGUAGCUGAUUAAGAAAUUCACGUAAUUCUUCCUUUGCUAGCCUCUCUUACUAAUUAUUUAUCAGCCAGUAAAGGAAGAUUUCCCACCCCACCCCCAAGUGAUGAUUCCAUGGGUCUGAAAGCCUCUGUCUAGGACCCCCGUUAGGAAGCAAGGAGAGACCACAUUGGGCGCUGCUGUCCCUGACGCUGCCUCCCUGGGCCCCGGGCAAAGUGCCUGGGGCGUUUCUGCGGGACAUAGGGGAAAUUUGGUCUCAGCUGCAGAGGAGACAGGCUCGGCCGUGAUUCUGGGGGUCCCCAGGUGUCUCGGUUGAGGGUGAAGAUGUUCGUCCGCUGUUGGUGGGAGCAGGCCGGGUCUCGCCUCCCUGGGUAGACACGGGGGCACCUCGAAGGUGGCAUCCCCAGGGCAGGCUUGCUGUCACACCAGGAUCGGACAGGGGAGGCCGCUUUUGUGUUCCUGUUUUUGUUUCUAAACAAAAAUGGGAUGCAGAGUUGCAGGGUUGCAUUUGAGUUUAAGGUCAUUUAAUCUAUUCCUAUUACCAAAACUUCUGGACGUGGCUUCCUUUGUGUUCUAAAGGUUUGAUUUUACUGCAGUCAGGAGGUGUGAUUUUUAACCCUUGAAGUAAGCAGGCAGAGAUGUACACAGUUGUCAGCGCUGCCGUGAAAGCAUUUCCUUCAUCCUGAGGAAAAGUCCAUUUCUUAUCAGAAUAUCUGGCUGGCCCUGUAAUUUAAAUUAAAAUAAAAUUUUGGAGAAACAGCA
Messenger RNA from Sorex araneus (European shrew), 3653 nucleotides. RefSeq names its product calcium binding protein 39 (gene CAB39). Gene Ontology annotation, biological process: intracellular signal transduction. The coding region runs from base 355 to 1380 and encodes 341 amino acids. Gene Ontology annotation, molecular function: protein serine/threonine kinase activator activity. The record is from RefSeq and is a predicted model, not a curated record. The transcript is spliced from 9 exons. NCBI's taxonomy places the organism in Eukaryota, Metazoa, Chordata, Mammalia, Eulipotyphla, Soricidae.